Molecule: messenger RNA, 1285 nt
Organism: Cucumis sativus (cucumber)
Lineage: Eukaryota; Viridiplantae; Streptophyta; Magnoliopsida; Cucurbitales; Cucurbitaceae
Exons: 9
Coding region: 294-1193 (299 amino acids)
Molecular function (GO): acyltransferase activity, transferring groups other than amino-acyl groups
Source: RefSeq, a predicted model, not a curated record
CUUUCGAAAACGAAAUUCCGCGAAAUAGAAAAAAGAGAGAAAAUUGAGGGAAAAGCCAAAGAAGCCGAUUCUUCUUCGUCUUCCACCGCGAACGCAGCCCAGUGCCGGCGUUAGGGCGGAUUCGGAAUCUCCGAUCGCCUUCUUUCUUGAUUUUCGAUGUGUUUUGCUUCUUUUUACCUUCAAUUUGUUUUUCUGACGAUUUUCUUUAGUGAAGAACAAGGGGGAUUGUUAUUGCCCUUUCCGGUUUCUUCUUUUGUUCUGUUCGGAGGGUAAAGAAUUUGUUAUUAGUUUCAAUGUCGGCGGCAAUCUCAAUUUAUCGUCCGGAAUUCUUGGGAUCUGUUCAAGAUAGGUGCCGGAAUCACCUCAAAUUUCAUAGAACCUCCGCCUUUGCUUCGUGGAAUAUGACAAUGGAUUAUAAAUCACAUCAAACGAUGAAGAAGGAAGAAGUUUCUAUUCAGAUUUCAACGCCACUAUUGCUGCCAAAGUUGAAACCAUUGGCGUGGAGCGGGUUACAGUUCGACCGGCCGCCACCGGACGAUGAAGAUUUAAUUCACCUGAGAAAAUUAGAGUUUGGUCAAUUCGUAGCAAGGGAGGCUGUGAUUGACGAAGAAUUGUGGACAGCGGCAUGGCUUCGAGCUGAAAGUCAUUGGGAAAAUAGACAAAAUGACCGAUAUGUUGAUAGCUUCAAAAGGAAAUUUGCAGAACAGGAGUUCAAUGCUAUAAAAAAGAGAUGUGGUGGGCAAUAUGGACAGACAUGUACAUGCAUCGUUACGGUAAGGAAGGAGCAGAAGCAUAUAAAACGUACAGUGAUUAAAAGUGUAGUAGCAACUCUUGAUCUGUGCUUGAGGCAUUUGAUGCAUGGCGAGACUUUUCCAGGGGAAAGAGAGAAGAGUCAUGUAUGCAGCAUCAACAAAGAGAUACCAAACAAAUAUGCAUACAUUUCAAACCUAUGUGUAUUGAAAGCAGCACGUCGUCAGGGUAUUGCUGGCAAUAUGUUGAAGUUUGCAGUUUUAACAGCAAAAUCCAGAGGUAUUGAACAGGUAUACGUCCAUGUACGUAGAAACAACACACCCGCCCAAGCAUUGUACCAAAAGAUAGGAUUCGAGGUGGUUGAAACAGCAAGUUCACAGUUGGUAGAAGAGCAAACUUACCUUCUAUGUCUUAACACAGAGAAGCUAAACAAUGAACAUUGAUGUUGAUAUUCAUUUUAUAAAAAAAUCUUUGUACUGACAAUUGAAACUCACAAAAAGUAUGAGCGCAAUGAAAUUUGUUGUGUAAAAAAGUA